AUGUACAAUGAACUGGUCGAAGAACGUUUGUCUCAAUUCACGAAGGCUGUCAAGAUAAACGAGCUCAAGGAGGAGAAAGAAGCCCUAACCAAGGAGCUCCGGGAGGCGAAGACCUUUAUUGACGGACCGAAGCCAAAUCCACCAUUACCAUGGUUCUUUGAGCGCUCAGACGAGGGUGCUGUCAAGGCGAAGGAGCAGAAGAACGACUCAUCCGCGUCUUCGACGUAUGUGCCUGUGUGUUUGAGGAAUACUCCAGGGGCUAGAAUGGUGGGUAGUAUAUGGCCGAAGGAUCCGGCGGAUGAGAAUGAUAGGUCUUCAUCCUCUGUCGGAGAGGCGACCCCUACCUUCAGCAAUGGUUUGGUGCAAUUCACGAACAAGUCCUGUGAUGUCUACAUGGCAGCCGAAUCUUACCUCCUUAUCUGA
Messenger RNA from Letharia columbiana, 423 nucleotides. RefSeq lists its product as uncharacterized. Lineage: Eukaryota; Fungi; Ascomycota; Lecanoromycetes; Lecanorales; Parmeliaceae. The record is from RefSeq and is a predicted model, not a curated record. The transcript has a single exon. The coding region runs from base 1 to 423 and encodes 140 amino acids.